GCUUAAAGGCGCAGGAGCCAACUAUCAGGCGGACGGCGGAACAAGGGACAAACAGCUGCGAGCACUAAAGAAGACCCACACACAAGACGGGACGCGCGUGUACAACGUCCCGAAGAAGAAAACCACCCUGAAGACACGUACGGCGGUUAUUUUGUGGUGUUUCCAGUCGAUGUGUUUGGCCCUUUCGGGCUGUCGAACCUACCUGGGAUCGACAGAACAGAAAACGGAUAUUUUUCCUCCCAAAGUGCUCCUAUUUCGGGCACACCGGUUGGCUUCCUGGAUACUACAGUGGAUGCUAGUUCCUGAGAAGACCUGUGUGCUUCCCACUGUGGGCGGACGCAGGCAGAGGAAAGACUGCCAGCACGGGAGGGGACAAGGCGACCUGACCCCGGUGGACGCCUCGGCCAGGCCGGACCAAACCGAGGAAGAAGUUUCGGUGUCGAGGGGAUUGUGGGUGUGAUGACUCUGUCAUGAUGACGCCGUUAUUCUGCAAGCCCCGCCCAGGCGACGAGGGCGGGUGUUUGUCGUUGGCAGCCAAUCACAGAUGGAGUCCCACUAGAGUCACCUGUGGUCCCUCUACAGAAGAACCUUUUACCAGGAGCCUGCCACAGCACUGACCAGGCACACUGCCCCUUUUUUGUGGACACCAUUUCCAGAUGCUGUGUGUCCACGAGGGCCCGAUUAGACAAGUACAGGCACUAAGGUGCUUGGCCACUCAUCGUCUUGCUUGAGGCUGUAUGGCAGCCCCACACCAGGAACUUUAGGUCUUCACACACGUCUCCGCCCUUUGGCGUCGAACACGCAGUACUCUGGUCCUCCAGCAGAGCAAACAUGCGGCACAUUCACGUGGAGCUGUCCCACAAGAAAGCUCCACGGGAGCUUCCGGCCCACGAAGGCGAUCUACCUCCCCCCACGGCCCCUGCGCAGGGCCCGGACCCGGGGGUUCGACCGGGGGCCGCCAGACACUUUGACCAAGAGGACUUGCGCCAUCAAAAGGUCUACCAGCUCUCCAUUUUCUCCCAGCUGGGCGGGUUUUCGACAACCACGGACGCCCAAGGCGAUGCUCAACAGAGGCCUGUUCGCUUGGGUGUAAAACGGGGGCUGGAGGAGCCCCAGUUGACUCACAAGCGCCCCCUUGUGGCAGACUGUUCCGACAUAGAAGUAUUCCAGGGGGGAGUGUUGUGUGGGCCAGCGGUGGGGGUGGGCUUAGUCAAGGGCUCUGGUGGGUCUGGUUCUCUGUAUUCUUGCACACAAAUGGAGCACAGAGACUCUGAGGAGGGGGCACUGCCCAGAUCUCCUCCCCUCUCCCCAAACCACAACCCCUCCCGGCGUCCAGCUCAGCACAAUCACGACAGGCCCGUCCCCCUCUCGCCAAAAUCCCCUCCAAUGUGUGACCCUCACGGGCACCACUGUGACCAGGCGUAUUCUCUCGGAAGCUCGGUCAAAGCCGACGCCCCCAAUGGGGGCCGCACACCCACCUACUCGCUCGGGAGCCCCGGAAGUGAGAAUUGUAGCAAUGGCACGACCGGAGGACAGCCCAGCCCGCAUUUAUACGACAUGGCCACCUACGAGACCCCAAGUCCUGCCAGCCCCACGAGCCCGCCAGGGCCCUUCUCCCCCCCGCACCACGCGGAACUGCAAGAACCGGGAGAGGCCACGGAGUGGGACAUCGGACUGGAAUCCUCUCCCCCGGAGCGGAGCGCGACCCAGGCUGCCUCCUCCUCCCGCCACGGACUGUCUUCCUGGGAGAAGACUCCCAGCAACAGCGGCCACCGGCUAUCCUCUGCGGGCCCCUGGCCGGCCAAGAAGAGGUUACUGUCCCCCAGCGAAGCCGUGGAGUCCUGCUCGGAGGACGAGGGACCUUCCACUUCCAAGAGGAGCAGGCUGUCACUGCUGGCCCCCGGCUUGGGACCGGCUUCGUGUCGCAGCACAGAUGCCAAAGCUGCGCCGUACUGGAACCACCUUCUCCCUUCGGCGAGGGACCGCCCUAAGUGUGCCACAGACUGCACCAGGUCAGGGAGGCGACUGAAGAGCGCCGCACGUCUAAAAAGGCAGCUGCGCAGCGGCAGACAUGCUGAGUGCAGGACCUCGGCCCACUCCAGAUGGCCCUCCUCUUCCAUCAGCAGGUCACUUCUAGGCAACUUUGAGGAGUCGAUGCUGAAGGACCGCUUCUCACCAUCGGGCUGCAUCGAGGGCUUCACAGCGGAGAUCGGGGCCAGUGGCUCCUACUGCCCGCAGCACGUCACUUUACCCGUACAGGUUACAUACUACGACAUGUCCGAGCACAGCGCGCCCUCACCAUUCCUGGGUGUGAUCUCCCUUGAGCAUCUUGGCAAGAAAGGCUACAACAUACCCAAAGCAGGGACCAUUCAAGUGACCUUAUUCAACCCCAACAAAACUGUGGUAAAGAUGUUCCUGGUGACGUACAACCUGGACGACAUGCCCACCAAUCACAUGACCUUCCUGCGCCAUCGCAUCUUCCUGAUGCCCGUGGAGGAGGGGAAGGAGGAGGAGGAGAAGAAACACGGGCUGCUAGAGAGCAGGAAGAUUCUCUGCUACCUGAUACAUCUCAGAUUCCACAGCUCCAAAUCUGGGAAGAUCUACUUGCACAACGAGAUCCGGCUGCUAUUCUCCCGCAAACCCGUGGAAGUGGACACGGGGAUCCCUUACGAGCUGAAGUCCUUCACCGAGGUGCCAAGUAACCCCAAGUACUCCCCGCGUGUGUGACAAGCCACGCCCCCCAAAGAGCUCCCUGAACACCUUGUGCUUCCUGGAAGAGGAGGGACCGCCACAAAGACUUGAGGAGGAGACGCCAAACGCCUACGAAGACACUUUGGUGUGUAUAAAGGAACACACACUUUCUUGUAGUUCUUACCUUCUUGGGACCUCUGAAAAAUGCCUCCCUCUUUAGAACCACCCAUUGUAGAUAUAUAAAGAUUUGUAUUUACAACAUUAAUAAUAUAUACAUACUAUGCAAAUAGAAAAAAGGUAAGCUUUUAUGACAUUUUUUUUGUUUGUAAUUGUUUUUUAAUCUUAAUUAAUAUUUUUGGUUUUUUUUUUAUCGAUUUUGGCCAAAGGGGGGCGCAUUUCAAUUUCUUACACACACUUGUUAUCACAUAUGUUGGCCAGAGGGAGAGCACUUCAAAUGUUUACACACACUUUUUAUUUCAUAUGUUGACCAGUGGGGGAGCACUUUUAAAACCGACACACAGUCAAUUUGAGAAAUUCCUCCUUUUUGGGACCACCCUCAUUUUGAUAGAUUUCACCACCACGGGUGCAAAGGACUUUUCCUUGUUGGUGUCCCAAGAAGGGUAGUAAUACAAGAACACACACGCACACACACACACACACACACACACACACACACACACACACUUGACUGAAGGAGUCUUCUGCACAGACACAAAAUGGCGACUCUCACUUUUAACUUGCAUGCCUUGUGACUUCAACAGUUUUUCCUCCAGUGCCGUAUCACACUGUCCUUCACUCUGCCUGCACAUGCCACACAAACAUGAAUAUUAAUAAUAAUAAUAAUAAUAACUCAAAUUCCAGUCAGCCAUCCUCAACCCAAUGUAAACACGCCAGGAGUCUGGUACCAUGUGACACCAAGAUGCAACAUCCACUUCCUGUUAUGUAGCCAGACUGAGGGACACUGUGCUACUUUUUUCUUUAAAAAAUAAAAAGAAAAAAAAAGAAGAAAAAAAAAAAGAUUUUAUAUUUUUAGUUUCUGUUCAGAACAGAACAAUGAAAGACAGAAAGAAACAAAAACAAAAAAACCCAGUAGUAUUUUUAAUUUAUUGAAAAUUUUUUCGCAAAUGUCUUAAAAAGCAAUAUGCUGCACAAAGUAAGUAGUGUGUAUUUUUUUUCUGCCUGACGACCUUUUCUCUCCUGACUUGU
This is a messenger RNA of Entelurus aequoreus (snake pipefish), 3897 nucleotides long. It is a transcript of the gene atosb, whose product is annotated as atos homolog protein B. Lineage: Eukaryota; Metazoa; Chordata; Actinopteri; Syngnathiformes; Syngnathidae. The record is from RefSeq and is a predicted model, not a curated record. The coding region runs from base 832 to 2727 and encodes 631 amino acids. The transcript has 12 exons.